This is a messenger RNA of Perkinsus marinus ATCC 50983, 1032 nucleotides long. RefSeq names its product dual specificity protein phosphatase, putative. Gene Ontology annotation, biological process: protein dephosphorylation; negative regulation of MAPK cascade. Gene Ontology annotation, cellular component: cytoplasm. Gene Ontology annotation, molecular function: protein tyrosine/threonine phosphatase activity; MAP kinase tyrosine/serine/threonine phosphatase activity. Lineage: Eukaryota; Perkinsozoa; Perkinsida; Perkinsidae. The transcript is spliced from 10 exons. The record is from RefSeq and is a predicted model, not a curated record. Bases 1 to 1032 code for a protein of 343 amino acids.
AUGGCCUCGCUAGUUUCCUCAUCUGAGCUUGAUAAACACUAUUCCUUUUUUGAAGCGCUCUAUCAUGAUCAAGCGUGUCACUUGCAUGCUGUAGCUGAUGAUGGUGAUAGGACUCUGAGGAGACUUUAUGUUGGUUCUAAGGAAGCUGCUAGUGAUAAGAGGCUACUGGUACAGUAUAAUAUCACCCAUGUCGUGAUUGCUCAUCCGCAGCUACCCGCCAAAUACGAGGGACGGCUGAAAUACUAUAGAGUGAAUAUAAAAGAUUUGCCUGAUUACAAUCUGUUGGACGAUCUUCCCGGUGCGCUCGAGUUCAUCGAUAGGGCGUUGAGAGAAAAUGAACAUAACCGAGUAUUGGUGCAUUGCUCGAAAGGAGUCUCGAGGAGCUCGAGCAUUGCUAUUGCAUACGUCAUGUUUUUGCGAGGGCUGACUUUCAGUGAGGCAUUUUCGAUGGUUGAAUCACAGCGACCACAUGUAUACCCUAAUCUAGGUUUCCAGGCUCAACUGAGCGAGCUGGAAAAGUAUCUUGGAAGUGAUCAGAAUCCGGGUGAUAAGAAGGUGGUAGAGAAAGCAUGCGCGUUGUGCACGAUUAAUGUGAUGAAGAGUAUAAAGGCGAGGAUAAGAGAUGGCUUGGAAGAGGUGGAGAAGAAGGUGGAUGCGAUCUUGGACGACAAUUUGUUGCUACAACGAGCAGUAAUGUGGAAGAGACUGGGUUUGUUUUUCGAGAAUCUUCACAAGUAUCGUGUAGUGGUAGAGGACGAGGGGCUGAUCGAUGACGCGUUGAGAGCAGCGAAGCAGUUGGAGAGUCUUGGCACUGUGUUUGCCUCGUCGAUAGAGGGGGUGCGGUAUGCUAAGGCGGUGGCUGAGGAAAUAAAGGGGUGGACGAGUAUAUGUGAGCAAGCGAUUAAUGCUAGGAGAUUAAUAGACGCUCAGAAGGAGGGGGAAGCGGAUCGAGAAGAGAAAAAGAAGAAAAAAAAGAAGUCGAAAAAGGAGCAUAAGAAAGAGCGUCGGGAGAAGGGAGAGAUUAUCAUGUGA